This is a messenger RNA of Topomyia yanbarensis, 1708 nucleotides long. RefSeq names its product RNA-splicing ligase RtcB homolog (gene RtcB). The transcript has 2 exons. Gene Ontology annotation, molecular function: RNA ligase (ATP) activity. Gene Ontology annotation, biological process: tRNA splicing, via endonucleolytic cleavage and ligation. Bases 96 to 1616 code for a protein of 506 amino acids. Lineage: Eukaryota; Metazoa; Arthropoda; Insecta; Diptera; Culicidae. Gene Ontology annotation, cellular component: tRNA-splicing ligase complex; nucleus. The record is from RefSeq and is a predicted model, not a curated record.
CAUAUGCGUGUAGAGGAUAAACGCAAAACAAUUGUGAAAUUAAAUUUUGUAUUAGUUUUUAACUUCAAACAUCGAAAAAGCGAAUAUUAGCAGCCAUGGUGGUACGUGAGUACAAUGAGGAAUUGAAAUACAUCGAGCGUAUUUCGCCCAACAGUUUCCUCAUCAAGAAAGGCUUUCAGCCGAACAUGAACGUUGAGGGUAUCUUCUUUGCCAACAGCCGGCUCGAGAAGCUGAUGUUUGAUGAGCUGCGAAAUUCGUGCCGGCCGGGUAUGACCGGUGGGUUUCUGCCGGGAGUGAAACAGAUUGCCAACGUGGCAGCGCUACCAGGAAUUGUUGGACGAUCUGUCGGUCUUCCGGAUAUUCACUCAGGCUAUGGUUUUGCUAUCGGCAAUAUGGCUGCGUUUGACAUGAGUGAUCCAACGUCAAUCGUUUCGCCGGGAGGCGUCGGUUUCGAUAUCAACUGCGGUGUUCGGCUGCUACGAACAAAUCUUUUCGAGUCGGAUGUAAAACCGGUGAAGGAAAAUUUGGCUCAAAGCCUGUUUGAUCACAUCCCGGUGGGUGUGGGAUCAAAGGGAAUCAUUCCAAUGAAUGCACACGAUUUGGAAGAAGCGCUGGAGAUGGGUAUGGAUUGGUCACUACGAGAGGGUUACGUAUGGGCAGAGGAUAAGGAACAUUGCGAAGAGUACGGACGGAUGUUGAAUGCUGAUCCAAGCAAGGUGAGCAUGCGCGCGAAAAAACGAGGUUUGCCUCAAUUAGGAACGUUAGGGGCUGGAAAUCACUACGCUGAGAUUCAGGUUGUGGAUGAAAUAUACGACAGAUACGCAGCCAGCAAGAUGGGUAUUGAAGAAAGGGGUCAAGUCUGUGUUAUGAUCCACUCCGGAAGUCGUGGAUUUGGUCAUCAGGUGGCCACUGAUGCAUUAGUCGAGAUGGAAAAAGCUAUGAAACGAGAUAAAAUUGAAACUAACGAUCGACAGCUGGCUUGUGCUAGGAUCAAUUCGACUGAAGGACAAAAUUAUCUAAAGGCCAUGGCCGCAGCAUCUAAUUUCGCCUGGGUCAAUCGCAGUUCCAUGACGUUCCUUACUCGACAAGCAUUCGCCAAACAGUUUAACACUACACCGGACGACCUCGACAUGCACGUGAUAUACGAUGUAUCUCACAACGUUGCCAAAAUGGAAGAGCAUUUGGUAGAUGGUCGUCCCAAGCAGUUACUGAUUCAUCGAAAGGGCUCCACGCGAGCUCUGCCACCGCACCACCCGUUGAUCCCGGUUGACUAUCAGCUAACUGGACAACCUGUCCUCGUCGGUGGCUCCAUGGGAACGUACAGUUUUGUUCUGACCGGUACUGAGAGAGGAAUGGCAGCCACUUUCGGGUCGACGUGUCACGGAGCAGGGCGCGCUUUGUCGAGAGCCAAAUCACGCCGCAACCUUGACUACAAAGAUGUUUUGCGCGAUUUGGAAGCUAAGGGAAUUUCAAUCCGGGUUGCUUCGCCCAAACUGGUACAGGAGGAAGCACCGGAUUCAUACAAAGAUGUACAGGAUGUGGUGCAAACGUGCCACGAUGUGGGUAUUAGUGCCAAAUGUAUCAGGCUGAGACCAAUUGCUGUCAUCAAGGGUUAGUAGCGGGUAGUAACACUUGCGUUAUGAUUGCAUUCAAUGAUGUUGAUUGUAAGCUAAUGUACCACAAAUAAAAUUGGUAAAUGAACAAAAUA